GAAAGAGAAAAGCAGUCACAUUGGAAUUGGAGAGGGAAAAAGAAGAAGAAGCAGCUCUCUCUUACCCCAGAGCCCUCUUCCUCUAACUUAACCCAGAAAAAUCCAGAAGGAAAAACAGGAAAUUUCUUUGAUUUUCCUCACUGAUCAAAGGUCACUUCUUCUCUGUAGAUCUGUGGGACACUCUCUUUUUUCCCUCUGUCCUGUGUUCUACUUACAUGGAUUUUUAUAACUGGAAUGGCCGUUGAUAAAUUUGUUAUCUGAUCCUUUAUACCUUAUAUAGUUGAUUAUAAUGUGUACUAUUCUGAAUCUCAGCUGGAUUCAUGGCAUGUGAAAGCAUGUGAUGUGGAUCAGAGUGGUUAAAGCCAACAUAGCCUUCAACACAAUCCUUUAUUUCUUUUGGAGAUAGCUGAUACCCCAGUGUGAAUAUGAAUCACUUAACUGUAGAGACUGAAGAUACUUUUGCAAGCUUGCUUGAGCUUGCUGCUAAUAAUGACAUUGAGGAUUUUAAACGAUCCAUUGAGCAUGAUCCUUCCUGUGUGGCUGAGGUAGGACUGUGGUAUGGCCGGAAGAAGGGAUCAAAACAGAUGGUCAAUGAGGAGAGGACCCCUUUGAUGGUUGCUGCUACAUAUGGUAGUCUUGAUGUUAUCAAACUUAUUCUCUCUUCAUCAGAUGCUGAUGUCAAUUACUUUUGUGGCCAAGACAAAAGCACUGCUCUUCACUGUGCUUCUUCUGGUGGGGCUGAGAAUGCUGUGGAUGUUGUGAAGCUGCUUUUAGCAGCAGGUGCUGAUCCAAACUUGAGAGAUACAAAUGGUCAUCGUCCAGUUGAUGUUAUUGUUGUUCCUCCAAAGCUUCAAGCUUUAAAAUUAACUCUUGAAGAGCUUCUUGAAACUGAGAGUUCUAUUCGUGAGCGCAAUCUAAGGGUUUUGACAGUGACUUCAAUUUCAAACUCUCCACCUGUUUCACCUCGAGAGAAUGGAUCCCCGUCAUCUGCUUCAGGCUCCCCUCUGAAAUCAAAGUUAAAUGAUGCCCCAGUUUUCUCCACAUCAGAGAAGAAAGAAUACCCUGUUGACCCAUCUCUUCCAGACAUCAAGAAUAGCAUCUACUCAACUGAUGAGUUCCGGAUGUAUUCCUUCAAGGUGCGCCCCUGUUCGCGUGCUUACUCCCAUGAUUGGACAGAGUGUCCAUUUGUUCAUCCAGGUGAAAAUGCUCGAAGAAGGGAUCCCAGGAAGUACCAUUAUAGUUGUGUUCCAUGCCCUGAUUUUCGCAAAGGAGCUUGUAGGCGUGGGGAUAUGUGUGAAUAUGCUCAUGGUGUGUUUGAAUGCUGGCUACACCCUGCUCAGUACCGAACCCGACUGUGCAAAGAUGGUACUAGUUGUGCAAGGAGAGUUUGCUUCUUUGCCCAUACUGCUGAGGAAUUGCGGCCUCUUUAUGUUUCAACUGGUUCUGCAGUUCCAUCUCCUCGUUCAAGUACCUCUGCUGGUACUGCCAUCGAUUUUGCUGCCUUAAGUCUUUUACCUGGAUCACCAUCAUCAGUAUCAGUUAUGUCUCCAUCACCAUUUGCGCCACCCAUGUCACCUUCAGCCAAUGGUAUGUCACCCUCUAAUAUGGGCUGGCCACAACCUAAUGUACCAACCUUGCAUCUUCCUGGAAGCAGUCUUCAGUCUAGCCGGCUGAGAUCCUCUCUUAAUGCAAGAGACAUUCCGGUGGAAGACUACAAUUUGUUGCCAGAUUUUGAUGUGCAGCAACAGCAGCUUCUAAAUGAGUUUUCUAGCCUCAAUCAGCCUUCUAUUAGUUCUAAUUCUUUGAACAGAUCUGGUCGAUUCAAGACCCUGACCCCAUCAAAUCUUGAUGAUCUCUUUUCUGCUGAGAACUUGUCUCCUCGAUUCUCUGAUCAAGCAUUAGCUUCAGCUGUUUUCUCCCCAACCCAUAAGUCUGCUGUUCUCAACCAAUUUCAGCAGCAGCAGAGCUUGUUAUCACCUAUUAAUACACAUUUCUCUCCCAAAAAUGUUGAAAACCCUUUGUUGCAGGCCUCUCUAGGGGUGCCAUCAUCUGGUAGGAUGUCCCCCCGAACUGUGGAGCCUAUCUCACCAAUGAGCUCUCGGGUGUCCAUGUUAGCUCAAUGUGAAAAGCAACAGCAAUUUCGUAGCCUGUCCUCUCGGGAACUUGGCUCUGGCUCUAAUGCGCUUGUUGGUUCUGCAGUUAACUCUUGGUCAAAAUGGGGAUUAUCUAAUGGGAAGCCAGACUGGGCUGUCAGUACAGAUGAACUGGGUACGCUUCGCAGGUCAUCUUCAUUUGACCUAGGCAAUGGAGAGGAGCCUGAUGUGUCCUGGGUUCAAUCUCUUGUUAAAGAAUCUCCAACUGAUAUCAAGGAAAAGCCAGCAGCACCUGGUGUUUCAACCAGUAUGUCUGCAGGUGAGGGUUUGAAUAUGAAUUCGCAAAUUGAUAUUGAUUCAGUAGAUCAUGCUGUGUUGGGAGCAUGGCUUGAGCAAAUCAAGCUUGAUCAGCUUGUGGCUCAGCAAAACUGAAAUCAGCAUCACUGAGCCCCGAGUUAGAACAGAGAGGUUUUGGUAAAUAACAUAUAACUUUUUGAAGUUUUUGGAAUUUGGUUGGUUAUGAAUGUGUAGGUGGGGAAGUCAGUUACUAAGGGAAAAUUCAUUUUCAUCAUUUAUUAUUACAAAAGGAAAAGGUUAGAAAAAGUUGAGAAAAAUCAACUGAGGGUGGAUCAUGAAGUUCUCAGCCGGGUAAUGGUCCAUAUUUUGGGGAUAGGAAAGAGGAAAUUUUGUUUCUUCUAAGGUAGCUUGGAGUCAAUAAUUCUGAGGGUGGAGAAAUUAUGAUCCUUUGAUGUUGGUGUAACAUUCAUCUAUACAUUAUUGCUAUUGCUAUUCUAAUACCUUUAUUUCAUUGAUACAUAAAAUGUAUUCUUUCUUUACUUCUAGCUUUGUUUUCUUUAUGUCUCUUUGAUUUCAUUAUCUUAAAUCUCUCAAUGUCAUUGGAAUUUGGUGGGAAUGGGAUGGGAACAUGUGAUAGUGGUGGUGGAUUCUAUGUCCCUGUUGUGGGAUUAGGGGAUUAAGGAAUGUGGAUAUGGGAUGUGGGGUAAAAGAAGGAAUUUGUAAUGAUUCUUCUAUCUAGAUAAGGAAGAUCUGAUGCUUUGGCUCAAUAUUUUUAUUGCUUAGGACUGUGGAUUCUACCUCA
Rubroshorea leprosula is the source of this 3192-nucleotide messenger RNA. Lineage: Eukaryota; Viridiplantae; Streptophyta; Magnoliopsida; Malvales; Dipterocarpaceae. The record is from the annotation of a GenBank genome assembly.